GCUGCACGUCAAGUGACACCUGCUCUUAACCUCAUUGUUAAGCCCUGUCGUUCCGUGACUACUAUCUUUUCGUUAUCUUGUCAAUGUCCAGCCCCGUUUACCAAUAAAAGAGGUGCGAAAUCUGCCCGUACGUCUGUGUCUGCGACAUUUAGCCGCGUGCGUUUUGUGAUAAAAUUGUUCUCAAAUGUCAUCGUUCGGACGUACCGGUCUUUCUUCGUUAAAAUGGCAAAUUGCCCUCGGUUUAGGCGCGGUUGGAGCCGUAGGUUUGGCUUAUUGGUACAUUAAAUCUUCGAAUAAAAACAAAACGCUGCAAGUGGCUGAAUCAUUCGUCGCGGAAACGGAAGAGACGCCCUUCCAAAAGGCACAAAGGUAUAAAACGGAAGGGAACGAAAUGUUCCGCAAAGGCAAAUACGACGAAGCGAUCGCGGCUUAUAACAAAGCGAUCGAAAUUAUACCUGACGAGUUCAAAGUAGAUCUGGCGACAUAUUAUCAAAAUAGGGCGGCGGCCUAUGAGCAGUUGAAAAAAUGGAGUUCUGUAAUAUCCGAUUGCGAGAAAGCCAUAUCUUUGAACAACAGAUAUGAGAAAGCGUUAUAUCGGAGGGCGAAAGCUUACGAGAUGGUUAAAGAUUGGGAGAAGGCUUUGGAUGACGUGACCUCGGUGUGUCUGUUGCAAAACUUCUCGAACCAAAGCGCUUUGUUAAUGGCUGAUAGGGUACUCAAAGAACUGGGAAAAAAAAACGCCGCGGAAGCUAUGAAACACAGAACGUCGGUGAUUCCCUCAAAGAAUUUUAUUAAAACUUAUUUUUCCUCCUUUUCCGAAGACCCCGUCUAUAAGAAACUGUUAGAGACCACGGAUCCCCUAGGUCAAGGUGAACUGAAGGGUUUUCUUAAAGCAAAACUUGCGUUCGCAACCGAGCGUUAUGCAGAAAUCAUUCCCGCCUGUACUGAAGAGAUCAAUUUGAGUGAAGCCGAAUCAAUCUACAAAAUCGAAGCUUUGUCUUUAAGGGCAUCAUUUUAUUUCCUCACAGGUCAGUUUAAGGAAGCUCUGGAAGAUUUAAACAAUAUAAUAGAAAGCGGCGAAGCCGAUAUCAAAAUAAAAGUAAACUCUUUGAUUAAGAGGUCAUCAAUUUACAUGCAGACUGAAAAAUUGGAAGAGUGUUUGGCAGAUUUUGAAGAGGCGGCUCUAUUGGGCCCCGACGUAUCAGAUGUGUUCCACCAUCGCGGUCAAGUUAAAUUGCUGAUGGAGAAAACGCAAGAGGCAAGAGACGAUUUCCAGAAAGCGGUCCAGUUAAAUCCCGGCUUUCCUAUUGCUGCCGUGCAAAAAUGUUACACAGACUACAGGCACGCGAUGCAAUCACAGGACAUGGGUCUCCUCAUGGCCAGCAUGCAGGAUUUUCGCAAAGCGAUCCAGAAAUUUCCCAACUGUACCGAGACAUAUGUUCUGUUUGCUCAAGUACAGACCGAACGCCAGGAGUACCAAGAGGCGGAGGAACUUUACCAGAAGGUGUUGAAACUCGACCCUAAUAACGCGUCAGUUUACGUUCACCGCGGUCUCUUAUUGCUUCAAUGGAAGGGCGAGAUAGAGAACGCGGUUCAGUUGAUGAGGGAAGCGAUCAAGAUCGACGAAAAGUGCGAGUUUGCUUAUGAAACAUUGGGCACCGUCGAAGUUCAAAGGGGUAACCUAAUCGUCGCCAUAGAUUUGUUUAAUAAGGCGAUAGCCUUGGCGAGGUCCGAGAUGGAAAUGGUCCAUUUGUUCUCAUUGAGAGACGCCGCCUCCUCCCAGCUGAAAAUCGCCAGUAAUUUGGGGGCAGGGGCGCAGUUGAUCAAAGGCCUGUCGUGAACCAGAAUAUAAUUUGUUGGACUGUAAAAUUUUUUAUGUAAAUGUUAAUAAUAAUCCGAUUUUAAAUGC
Molecule: messenger RNA, 1909 nt
Organism: Cylas formicarius (sweet potato weevil)
Lineage: Eukaryota; Metazoa; Arthropoda; Insecta; Coleoptera; Brentidae
Gene: Tom70
Product: mitochondrial import receptor subunit TOM70
Exons: 4
Coding region: 185-1840 (551 amino acids)
Molecular function (GO): protein binding
Source: RefSeq, a predicted model, not a curated record